Messenger RNA from Monoraphidium neglectum, 1095 nucleotides. RefSeq lists its product as hypothetical. The coding region runs from base 1 to 1095 and encodes 364 amino acids. The transcript has 4 exons. The record is from RefSeq and is a predicted model, not a curated record. Lineage: Eukaryota; Viridiplantae; Chlorophyta; Chlorophyceae; Sphaeropleales; Selenastraceae.
AUGAAGCCUGUUGGCGCAGCCGCGCAGCAGGGCGGCCAGCCGGGCGACGGCGGCCUGCCGGGCAACAAGCAGGUCUCCCCUGGCCUCAGCUACGUGCUUUUGCGGGAGCGCAUCCAGGACAGACUGGACCUGGAGGACUGCAGCGCCAUCUGCCAGGUGGAGGUUGGCUGCAUCGCCUGGACGUACCGCCGCUCGCUGCGCACCUGCUACUUUGGCUACGAGCUGUGGUCGCGGGCCCUGGUGCCCAGCACGGACGCCGUCAGCGGGCAGCCCAGCCAGGUGUUCACCCCCGACAGGAUCGACUGCACCUCCCAGGUCGUCGUCGGCGGCGACUACACCUCAGGGGAGACGAGCCACACCCAGACCCCGACCGUCGGCGCGUGCGCCAUGCUGUGCGCGGGCACAUCCAUCCGGCGCUGCGUCGCGUGGACGUGGCGCCCGGCGCUGCGGAAUUGCAGCACGACGUACACGCUGACGGGGCGCGUGACUAAGGACAAGGACGCGAUCAGCGGGCUGACGGGGUCCUGCGGGCCGUCGAGGCGGCCGCCGGGGUACGGCCGCGCCGGCAUUGGCAUGCAAAGCAGCGGCGGCGCCGCCCUGCUCGGCGUCAACGGUUCGGCGCAAUACCCGCCGUCCAGGCAGCGGGCUUACGUUCAAUACGGGGUCCGCCAGCGCACCCCCAAGCCCGCGCCCGCGCCCGCGGCGCCCGGCGGGGCUGCGGGCGCGGGCGCGGCGGCGCCCGCGUCGAAGCUUACCGUCCCGGGGGAGCUGCAGGCGGUGUGCAAGAAGCUCUCCCUCGACGCGGCCUUUGACAACGCGAUCGAGGACGUCUCGCAGUUUGCAAAGGAUAUGGAAGCUCAGGUGGUCACCAAGUUUGCGACCGACCUGACGGCCCGCAAGGAGGCCGUCCGCACGGCGUUCAAGGCGGCGCUCAAGGGCGUGGCGCCGGGCGACAAGAAGGCGCUGGAGAAGGCGAUCGUGGGCGCGGUGGCGGCGGUGGUGCCGAGCGCGAAGGGCGGCGCGGUGCUGCUGGAUGGGUGGCGCGUCGGGUUUGCGAAUCUGAUGUGGGAGUCUCUCAGCACGGACUGCUUUUAA